Messenger RNA from Frankliniella occidentalis (western flower thrips), 1811 nucleotides. It is a transcript of the gene Fgop2, whose product is annotated as FGFR1 oncogene partner 2 homolog. The transcript has 5 exons. Lineage: Eukaryota; Metazoa; Arthropoda; Insecta; Thysanoptera; Thripidae. The coding region runs from base 148 to 768 and encodes 206 amino acids. The record is from RefSeq and is a predicted model, not a curated record.
UCGAAUUAUCGAAUUUAGGAUUUAGGUGGCCGUGAUUUGACAGCUGCUCUACUUCUGCUUGUUUCUUUUUGUCAAUAUAUUUUUGUUGAACGUUUUUGCCGUAUUCCUGUGAUUUUCGUACUAAAACACACCAGGGGAAUAUUUGACAUGUCCCUGACUAUUCAGCAAAUUCUCUCUGAUGCCAAACGUCUUGCAAGUCGAUUGAAAGAACACGAUACUGCUGCUGAUGUUUUGCUGUCCCAAACUCAGUUGGUUUACAAACAACUUGAUGCCAUGAAACAGUAUCAGGAAGAUGUGAAUGAAUUAAAUGAGGUGGCACGACAGAGACCACAUGCAGCUUUAGCUGCUGGUAUUCAACAAGAAAAUCGUCAUUUGCGGAAAUUACAACAAGAAAAUCGUGAGCUCCGAGCUGCACUGGAAGAACAUCAAAAUGCUUUAGAAUUGAUCAUGAGCAAGUAUAGGCAACAGACUGAUACUCUCAUCCGUCAAAAUAAAAUGGAUUUUACAAGAAUGUGUAAUGCUACUGAUAUGGAUAAAGUACACGAACAGUCAGAAAAGAUCAACGAAAUGGCUGCAGUUAUGAACAGAGUUGCAGCAAUGGAUGAAGAAAGUUCCAUUCGAGACAUAGAAAACAUGACCCAAUUAUUAACAGAAAAUAGGGGCCUUAGAGAAAUGCUUCAAAUUUCAAGAGGGUCGUAUAAUGCAAUCCAACAAGAAGUUCAACCAAGCGAUGAGGCAAAGGCAGCUUUGAAAGAAACUGAUGAGUAAGAUGAUUAUUGUUUAUGAUAGAAGCUACCACAAGCUGUGCUUAAGGAAUUGACUGUUUAAUAUGUAGGUUGUCUCUUUAAAAGACCAGAUUGUCCAAGGAAUAACUUUUAGUAUUUAUCAGGAAUAUACCGUAUAUUAUUACAUGUACUACAGUUUGACCGACCAACCGUUUAUGAGCUGAAGAAAUUCAUGAUAGAGCUGUAGAUGAAAAAUUUACUGAAAACACAAAGGCUUCUAUUUUCAGGUGUCUGGGAAUUACAUGUUAUUUUUAUGAUCAUGAUUACUAAUGUCAAUUAGGUGUCAAAGUUUAUAUUGUUCAUAAAAAUAAUAAAAUACUGUUUUUCUAGUGGGAGUAUCUACCUUUUAUCUGAUGUGAACUGACAUAAAAAUAUCUAAAAAUACUUUCUUUUCACUUUCAUGUGAUCUUUUCACUACUUUCUCUCAAGUGAAAACUUAAAAUAACUCAAAUUGGCAUUUUGUACAAUAGAUGUCUUAUUUGAGGCAACUGUAAAACUUUAAGAACUUGUUCUCUUGUCACGUUUUGUUUUUGUUCUGUGAUGUACUUGCAUUAGUUAAAUCAUCAAAUUGUUUUUCCUGAUGAUGCCCAUACUAAUUUACUUUCCAUUUCUGGGCAGCAUGAAACUCCAUAGUAAAGCGUUAAAAGAAUAUCACUUGUAAGUCUUUUCUUUUUUACUUUUGUAUAAUAUGCUAAACCCCUAAUUUUAAUUAACUGUUGAUAUUAUGUUCUUUUUCUGUUAUGUUUUUUUGAUAUGAUACAUUAGAAAAUGUGCAAUAUCAUGUGUCAUGUGUGGUGAAUUUAGCCUUGUGAGGCAGAGGCGCCCUCACCUAAGCUGAGCCUGCUGUCCUGAUGCUGGGAUUGGCUAGCCCAGCAUGGCAAGCCAAUCAAAGUCCUCAAAACCUCUGAGAAAAGCUGGCGCAGCUGAGGUAACGCGCCUGUCUCACAGGACUAAAUCCACCUGUAUGAAACUGCUAUAAAAUUUUGUUUUUGUUAUGAAGUGUAAUAUACAAAAAUUUUCAGCUAA